CACAGACACCUCCAAAUUCCCAAGUUACUUAAAUGUCUCACUCUGAGCUGCUUUUUUGAUACGAAGGAAAACAAAGGCCGAUAACGUUGGAAUUUGUUUGGGAGACGAUUGACAUUGGGACACGUUUUUAUUAAAUGCAGCCAUCUACGGCAGCUGGACAACGACAUACAUCAGUACGGGGCAAUUUAGAUGAUCCAUCAGCAUUCCUCAUGAUACAUCAUCAUUAAGUCUACUUUCAUAUUUGCGAAGGAUGGCUAGUUGUGGGGAGAUAGAUCACUCUGUUAGCUCACUUCCCCCAAGUAAGAAAGGGAGCAGCAACAGCGGUGCUGCCGGAAGUGGGAACAGUGCCGAAUCAUCUAGUUCCAGCAACACAUCGCCGGCCCUGUCUGUACCAGAGUGCGCCAUCUGUCUGCAGAGCUGCGUCCACCCCGUGCAACUGCCAUGCCACCACGUUUUCUGUUUCCUCUGUGUAAAAGGAGCAUCCUGGCAAAGCAAGCGCUGUGCUCUUUGCAGACAGGAAGUGCCAGAUGACUUCCUGGAAAGGCCCACACUUCUCUCUCCGGAGGAGCUCAAAGCAUCAGCAGGGGGUCGUGGUGGGGCAUCGAGCGAUCAUGCCUGGUAUUACGAGGGCCGCAAUGGUUGGUGGCAGUAUGAUGUGCGAACCAGUCGAGAGCUGGAAGACGCUUUCUCGAAGGGCAAGAAGACGGCAGAGAUGCUCAUUGCCGGGUUUUUGUAUGUAGCUGACUUGGAGAACAUGGUACAGUACAGGCGCAAUGAACAUGGACGUAGACGCAAGAUGAAGCGAGACAUUUUGGAUAUUCCCAAGAAGGGAGUAGCUGGACUGCGUUUGGACACUGAGGGCGUCACCGGGGCAAUCGCGGCUGCAGGUAGGGAAAACUCUGCUGAUGGAGCUGAUACCACAGCAGCAGGCGUACAGCAGCAGGUCACUGGCAUCCCACCCCCUGCUGCAGCACCUCCACCCUCUUCAAGACCACCUACUUCCUUGGGUGGUCAGCCUGACAACAGCAGCCCCUCUCUGGAGGACGCCCUUUCACAACUACAAAUCAGCAACAGAGCCACUCCAUCUUAUGAACGAUCUAGCGAAGGAGUGGAAGAAGAUGAGGAGGAAGAAGAGGCUUCACCCUCCAGGUCUUCUGAUCCUCACACCUCAGUGGAUGAAUCUGGCUCUGGAGACUGGAGUGACGAUGAGGAAGAGGAUAACGACGACGGGGGGGGAGGUGGAAAUGAAGAACACGUGGAGCCAUGGGAGGAUCGGCCUCGGCGACAAAGACUGAACCCAGAGGACCGAGCUCUCCCUGGUGCGGAGUCCACCUCUCCCCCUUCGUCAUCUAGAAGUGGAAGGUCCAGAAUGCCCGAUGGUCAGUGUACAGUAACAGAAGUGUGAAGUUAUCAGUGUGAUUGUUCCUUAAUCAAUAACUGCCGUGUCCCGUUCCAUUAAUUUAUUAUAUACUUUGUACACACAUUCACUGUCACAGCGCAAACUUUUGUUUUUGAGCAGCUCUGACUGACUGACUGCUGCCUGUAAAGAGUCAUUUGAUCAGUCAAAUUCUAAGCUUAAACACCAUCGGAUAUGUAAUAAAGACCUGUGAUAUGUGAGUGAAGAGCAAGAAUGGCUCGUUCACUUCCAUAAAUGGAA
Molecule: messenger RNA, 1657 nt
Organism: Entelurus aequoreus (snake pipefish)
Lineage: Eukaryota; Metazoa; Chordata; Actinopteri; Syngnathiformes; Syngnathidae
Gene: rnf146
Product: ring finger protein 146
Exons: 3
Coding region: 251-1405 (384 amino acids)
Biological process (GO): Wnt signaling pathway; ubiquitin-dependent protein catabolic process
Cellular component (GO): nucleus; cytoplasm
Molecular function (GO): ubiquitin protein ligase activity; zinc ion binding; poly-ADP-D-ribose binding
Source: RefSeq, a predicted model, not a curated record